Molecule: messenger RNA, 750 nt
Organism: Adineta ricciae
Lineage: Eukaryota; Metazoa; Rotifera; Eurotatoria; Adinetida; Adinetidae
Source: the annotation of a GenBank genome assembly
AUGACUAUUCAUUUCUUCUAUUUUCAUUAUGUUAUUCCAGCAAUAUCAACUUAUUUUACAUGGUGGACAUUUUUAGCCUAUAGUCUUAGUUCAAUCUGUGAAUUUCUUACGGCUAUCAUCUCUAUACAACGACAUAUACUUAUAUUUCAACCAAAUUUAUUACAAAUACGUUUAAGACGUUAUAUUUUGUAUUAUUCACCUCUUCUACUAUGUAUUAUAUAUCCAAUCAUAUUCUAUAUGUUUGCUAUUAUUUUUUAUCCUUGUGAUGGUACUCAAUGGAUUUUUACAGAAAAUGGUUGUGGUUUCGCAAAUUGUUACUUUAUCUAUGAUAAGGUCUUAAGUACAUUUGAUUGGUUAGUAAAUAAUGGUUUGCCGAUUGUUAUUAUUCUUGUAGCUAAUAUUGCACUUGUAGUGCGAGUUAUUAAAGAAAAAUAUCAACGACAACAAAUCAUUACUUGGCGAAAACAACGACGAUUGACUUUACAACUAAUGGGUGUUUCAAGUCUUUUUUUAAUAGCAUGGCUACCUAGUCUUAUUAUUGCAUUAGUUCAACAAUUGAUUUCACCCGAAUUUGCACUUCAGAUUCAAUUAGAUUAUAUAACAGAACUUAUUUAUCUGCUAUAUCUUUUAUUACCUUGGAUAUGUCUUGGUUUAUUACCAGAAUGUGUUAAAUGGAUUUCAAAGAAAUUGUCUGCUAGAAGAAUAGUCAUAAAUAUUGUUAGACCAAUUACCAUUCAUAAUGGAAUAUAA